Messenger RNA from Engraulis encrasicolus (European anchovy), 2424 nucleotides. RefSeq names its product gastrula zinc finger protein XlCGF8.2DB-like. Gene Ontology annotation, biological process: regulation of transcription by RNA polymerase II. The transcript is spliced from 2 exons. Bases 164 to 1168 code for a protein of 334 amino acids. Lineage: Eukaryota; Metazoa; Chordata; Actinopteri; Clupeiformes; Engraulidae. Gene Ontology annotation, molecular function: RNA polymerase II cis-regulatory region sequence-specific DNA binding; DNA-binding transcription factor activity. The record is from RefSeq and is a predicted model, not a curated record.
CACGUCUUGGGGAGUGGAACAGUGAAACUAGUGUUGAGGAAUCCUGUGUUGCUUUCUCACUACAACCGUACCUAGUUGUGACUUUAAUUAGAUAUACAGUUGACUAUUGACCUUAAAAGGGACUGUGGUCUACAAGGUCUAGCUCAUUCAAAACAUAACUAAAAUGUCGUCAGAACCUGCUAUAUCAGUGAAAGAGGAGACAAAAGAAGAGGAUUUCGAUGAUUUCUUGUACUCAUAUGCCCUUGCCAAUCAAAUUGUGGAUGUGAAGCCUGAAUUGCCACAACACAUCAAAACUGAAAAGGACGAAUUGCCUACCAGUUCUGGUGAAGAUUUUGUAAGCACCAAUGAUAUCAAGGAAGAAGGGAAGGAAGACAACGAUGUUGGACAGCACAGUAAUGGUGGAUCUAAUGCAAAAUGUGAUGUUGACAGGAUCCAGGUGAUCAACUCAGGGGAAAAACCUUUUCAAUGCUCGGAUUGUGGAAAGAGUUUUAGUCGAAUGGGCAGACUCAAGGAACACCAGAUAGUACAUUCAGGGGAAAAGCCUUUUCAAUGCUCUGAUUGUGGAAAGAGUUUUAGUCAAACUUACUACCUCAAGAAACACCAGAUUAUACAUUCAGGUGAAAAACCAUUUCAGUGUUCUGAUUGUGGAAAAAGUUUUCGUCGAAUGGGCAACCUCAAAUCACACCAGGUGAUUCAUUCAGGGGAAAAGCCAUUUCAAUGUUCUGAUUGUGGAAAAAGUUUUAGUAUAAAUAGCAACCUCAGGAAACAUGAGAUGAUUCACUCGGGUAAAAAACCACAUCAGUGCUCUGAGUGUGGAAAGAGAUUUAUUCAAAUGAGGAGCCUCACAGCACACCAGAUGAUACACUCAGGAGAAAAACCAUUUCAGUGCUCUAAUUGUGGAAUUUUUUUUAGUCAGACUAGUGACCUUAAGAGACACCAGAGGAUCCACACAGGAGAAAAACCAUUUCAGUGUUCUGAUUGUGGGAAAAGUUUUAGUCGUAAGAGCAACCUCAAGACACACGCCAUGGUUCACUCAGGCAAAAAACGAUUUCAGUGUUCUGAGUGUGGAAAGAGCUUUACUCAAAUGAGGAACCUCAAGGCACACCAGACAAUACACUCAGGGGAAAAACAUUUCAGUGCUGUGAUUGUGGAAAGAGUUUUAGUCUAAAUAGCAACCUCAAGAAACACCAAAUGGUCCGCUCAGGUGAAAAACCAUAUCAAUGCUGUGACUGUGCAAAAAGGUUUAUAUUCAAAUGAGGAACCUCAAGGGACACCAGAAGAUUCAUAUAGGGUCAAACGCAUGUUCAUAAGAUAAGAAAGGGACACAAAACUUUUCAGUGCUGUGACUGUGGAAACUUUUUUUGUCAAUCUGGUGACCUCAAGAAAGACAGGAUGGUUCAUUCAGGGGGAAAAAAACAUUUCAGUGUUCUGAUUGUGGGAAGAGAUUUAGCAAAACAGUCUAUCUCGGGAAACACCAGAUCAGGUGUCACCAACAUGAUACCCAUAGCCAUGUAGCCCUUCAGGAGCUUCUGAGGUGGCCACCAAGGAUGUUGGGAUAAACACUGAUGACUACCAAGUGUAGUCACAAUAAAUGCUUUUUUGAAUUUAAAUAUGAUAUUAUUAAUUACUUGUAACCUACCAAAGAAUAAUUCAAAAAUAGUGUGAUUUGAGAAUGAUGCCAAGACAUGAGUAGAGGAUUUUGAACAAAAGUAGCCCUUGGGAAGCCCUCAGUAGCCCUGGGGUAGCCCUUGGUAGCCCUCAGACCCAGAAAGGUUGGGUAACACUGCAUCAGAUCAUCCAUUAAGGAGAAAAACCAUAUUAGUUUUCUAAUUGUGGAAAUGGACAACUUCAAGGCACACUAAAUGGUGACAAAACUCUUCAGUGCUUUCACUGUGGAAAGAGAUUGAUCAGAAUGAAAUAUCCCAAGAAACACCAAGCCAUUAAUUCGCAUGAACCAGAAUUUGAGUGCUCUGACUGAGGAAAGAGUUUCAUUCAAAUGCAUGAUCUCAAGGAACACUUGGUGGUCCAUUCUGUGGGAAAGCCAUAUCAGUGCUCUGACUGUUGAAAACUUUUAGUCAACUGGGCCCUCUUAUACCACACCAGAGGAUUCAUUCAGGUGUAAAGCCACUUUAUUGUUUUGAGUGUGGAAAAGCUUUCACCACAAGUUCAGCCUAAAAACUCACACAGGAUGUAUUCAAGAGAAAAGCCCAUUUGAGUGCUCUCAAUGUGGAAGUUUUAAUCACACAUACAGGGCCAAAGGCAUGUUGUUGUGUUUAGUAAAAAUGAUAAUGAAUGAAAUGGUUAACUGCAGAUGUUGUGAAAAUCAUUGUUUAAUACUAAGAGAAUGCUAUUCCAGUGUUUUGUAAAUGUAGUCCUAUUGUAAAAUACAGUGCUGUGCGGACAAAUUUGCCUCCUGACUGUUGU